Molecule: messenger RNA, 620 nt
Organism: Corticium candelabrum
Lineage: Eukaryota; Metazoa; Porifera; Homoscleromorpha; Homosclerophorida; Plakinidae
Product: protein RUFY3-like
Exons: 4
Coding region: 18-620 (200 amino acids)
Cellular component (GO): cytoplasm
Source: RefSeq, a predicted model, not a curated record
GACUAUACAUUUUGCUCAUGGCUGCCGGUACAGCACCAUCAAAAAUAUCUCUAUCGCAGCAUGAUGUAGAACGUACGAACCUUCUCAACAUGGCAAAGCUUGCCAUUAAAGGUCUACUAGAGUCGUCUAUGAAGACAGGCAGAACUUUAGACGAUUCACAUGGCCCUCUUAGACAGUUUUUCGUGGUCUUGGAGCAUGUUAUGAGACAUGGGCUGAAAGGCAAAAGAAAUAUACCAAUUCCUGUUAUUGGGAUGAAGAAAGACUUUUGGGGUGUUGCCGAGUGUUUGGAGAAAGUGUCGACUGAAUGCGCUGAACUGGUGCAGAGUGCAAGGAACUUACCUGGAGUGAAGACUGGACUGGGGAGAGGACGGGCAUGGAUGAGACUGGCAAUGAUGCAGAAGAAAUUAGCAGAAUAUUUUCAGAUCUUGAUUGAGCGCCACGACAUUAUAGACAAUGUUUCCCUGCAAUUGAAUGGAGAUGAGAUAUCUCCACUUUCAAGACCCUGGUUUUUCUUUUUCUCAUCAUCUCUUGACCACUUGGCCAGUUUUUCAGAUAGUUGGUGGCUUAUAUCUCCCAGCAACCAAGCUGUUCAAAAACUAAGGGAACGAAAGAUGGUUUAA